Drosophila willistoni is the source of this 642-nucleotide messenger RNA. RefSeq lists its product as uncharacterized. The record is from RefSeq and is a predicted model, not a curated record. Gene Ontology annotation, biological process: vesicle-mediated transport. The transcript has a single exon. NCBI's taxonomy places the organism in Eukaryota, Metazoa, Arthropoda, Insecta, Diptera, Drosophilidae. Gene Ontology annotation, cellular component: membrane. Bases 1 to 642 code for a protein of 213 amino acids.
AUGGAUCCCCGGCUGACCCUUAAUCCUAAUAAUAGGAUAACAAGUAUUGAAAUGCAUUCUCGUGGAACAACUAACUGGAAUACGGAUUAUGCAUCCUUCUACAAAGAUAUAGAAGUUAAUAUUGCCUUAAUUCAGAAUAGUUGCGACCACUUGGAUAAGCAAUUGAAAUUAAUUGGAACUCCAAAAGAUUUGGCGGAAUUGCGUGAUCGUAUUCUUAUCAUCUAUCAGAAGACAAAUAAUCGUAUUCGAAAUACUGGAGAGAAUAUCGAGGGUCUUCACACAGUUUUUAGCACUGGUGAUCUGCAGCAAAAGAUCAAUGUGGAUAAAAUCAAAAGAAACUAUUUUAAUGUGAUCAAGCAUUAUGUUUCUGUGCAAAAACGUAUUGUAUUAGCGGCACGGCAAAGUGACAAACUAUUUUGGGACACCAAUAAGGAGUCGAAUCAGCAGGAUGGCAAGGAAACUAUAGCUAGAGAGUCUUUCGACUCGAUGUCUGACCAAUGGCAGCAAAAAGGCGAUUGUUUAUUGCUGAAGCGUCAAGAAAUUUUGCGUCUAAUGGAAUUGGAGAUUCUUGAUAUAAAUGAAAUAAUAAUAAAUUUAGUGAGCGGUUUGGUUAAUGAUCAUAGUUGGCAAUUGGGUAAGUAG